Molecule: messenger RNA, 5105 nt
Organism: Silurus meridionalis
Lineage: Eukaryota; Metazoa; Chordata; Actinopteri; Siluriformes; Siluridae
Product: alpha-2-macroglobulin-like
Exons: 34
Coding region: 219-4502 (1427 amino acids)
Cellular component (GO): extracellular region
Molecular function (GO): endopeptidase inhibitor activity
Source: RefSeq, a predicted model, not a curated record
GAUUCUCACUUUCGAUUUGGGAUUCAUAAACAAGGAGGGCUGAUCCUUUCCGUACCACACAUCUGCAUCAUAUUAAUAGAUUUUUUUUUAACUUAUCGUUUCCCUAUGUGCAAAUAUACAUUAAGAAGUUUGUGUGCAAAUGUAGAUAGCUAGCAUUUUCAUCCUUAUCCCUUAUAGGAACUGAACAUCAGAACUUCGCAUUUAUAACGGACUUCAACAUGGUGUUCAGCAGGUUUCAUAUUAGCACAUGGCUACUCAUCUGCUUCCUGUUUCUGUGUGUUCAUGGAAUAACAUCAAAACCAUACUUCAUCGUGACAUUCCCUGCAGUCAUAGAGUCAGGCUCUGAGGCCAAAUUUUGUGUGAGUCUCCUGAAGCCUAAUGAGACUCUGCAAAUGGACAUUUAUCUCAUUUAUGGGAAUCAGAGCAAAACUCUUUUUCAAGAGACAAUAGAAAAGGAGUUUCACCAGUGCUCUCAGUUUAAGGCUCCACAGGUGGAGGGUGAAUCAGUGCAGGAGAUCCAUGUAGAGGUCAAGGGUGAAAGCUUUUAUAUGACAAAAAAUACGAAAGUGAUGUUUAAAUCCUAUGAUGCAAUGGUAUUGAUCCAGACUGAUAAACCCAUCUAUAAUCCAGGCCAAACAGUAAAUUUUAGAAUUGUCGCUUUGGAUUCAAAUUUUAUUCCACUUAAACAAAAGUACAGCACAGUAAUAAUUGAGGAUAAUAAUAGUAAUAGAAUUGGUCAGUGGACAAAUGUGACCUCAACAAGACUGAUACUGCAGCUUUCACAUGAGCUGAAUGCUGAGGCUCCACUGGGACAGUAUCAGAUAAUUGCUAAUGCUGAAGGGAAAUUAUUCCAUCACAAUUUUAAAGUGCAAAAAUAUGUUUUGCCCAAGUUUGAGAUUACAGUAGACUCACCAAAAGAACAUAGUGUUGGUGAGGAGGAACUGAAGCUGGAGAUUUGUGGAAGGUACACAUAUGGACAGCCAGUACCUGGUUCAGCACUGGUGCAAGUCUGUCACUGUAACCCAAUGACUGCACCAUGCAUGGAUACAAGAGUGAAGAUGAGUAAGACUGGUUGUGCCUUAUAUAUACUGAAUGUGCCAAAUUUUAUAAACUUAAAUGACAACUGUCUGGCUGUUAACAUUACAGUAACAGAGGAAGGAACAGAAUUGUCCAUUGUAAAAUCUGAAAUCAUAGCACUCACUUACCAAAUUGGUAAAGUGGAAUUUGUGGAUUUACCAAAACACUUUGAACGGGAAAAAGUUAUUGAAGGAAGUGUUAAUGUUACUACCUUCAGUGGAGCACCAAUUCCUAACAAGAAAGUGUAUCUUUCAAAAAUUGAACAUUGGUCUCAAAGGGUUCUACUUAUUCUUACUUCAGAUAGGAAUGGAUUAGCACGUUUCCUAAUUGCUCCACCUGAACAUCCUACAACAGAGAUUCAAUUGCGGGCAAGUGUCGAUCCAGAGCAAAAAUACCAUGAAUACAAAACACCGUUCUUUACAAGUGCUGAUACACGUAUACAUCUGCUCCAACCUGCCACACCGUACAGUCCAGUGUUCAGUGAACUGACAAUAGAGAGCUCAGAGGAACCAUUUAAGUGUGUUGCUGAAGUUCCCAUAACAAUUAACUACUAUAUUGUUGGAGAAACUACUGAAAUGUUCAGCAUUAAUCUUAUAUACAUGGUCUUAUCAAAAGGACUUAUAGUACAUCAUGGGCAUGAGAAAGUUGAAGUGGAAAGCUUUACAGAUAUCCGAAGGGGAAACAUUUCAUUCACAUUGUCAGUUGCUGCUGAGUUUGCUCCAGCAGUUCAGGUUGUGGUGUACUCUGUCCUGCCCAGUGAAAAAGUCAUCACUGCUAACAAGAAUUUUGAGGUGGAAAAAUGUUUUAGAAAUCAGGUUUCGCUACAGUUCUCCCCCUCCAAGGCCGUUCCUGGUGAGAAUAACACUCUCAAGCUAUCAGCUCAUCCUGGCUCUUUGUGUGGCCUCAGUGUUGUAGAUCAGAGUGUGUUCAUCUUGGACUCUGAGAACCGUCUAAACGCAAACAAGAUAUUUAACUUGUUACCAGUGACAUCUAUGUCACAUAAUGAAGCUGGGCUGGGAUGCUUGAAUUUCAAACUCCAACAAGGAGUGGGAAUGAAGAUGAUAACAAACUUGGCUCUUGAGUGUUUGUUGUUUCCUGAUGAGCUGGAUGAAGAAGAUAAUGACGUAUUUGACUAUUUAUCUUAUGACAUUGUUAGAACUGUAUCAUCAGCAUAUUAUGAAGAAUAUAAAGAUCAUGAAGAAAAUGAAGGUCACCCAGUGAACACUGUCUCUGUGACAGUUCGCAAAUUCUUCCCUGAAACAUGGAUAUGGCAUCUGUCUGAAGUGGGAGACUCUGGAUCAGUAGAACUUCCUGUCACUGUUCCUGACACCAUCACUACUUGGGAAACAGAGGCUUUCUGUGUGUCCGCUGUAGGUCUGGGACUGGCUCCUCCUGUUCAGCUCACUGUAUUUCAGCCAUUCUUCCUGGAACUCUUGCUGCCCUACUCCAUUAUACGAGGAGAGGUUUUUGAGUUGAAGGCCACUGUCUUCAAUUACCUUUCCAAAUGUAUUAUGGUUAAAGUGACUCCAGUGGCUUCCUCAGACUACAUUAUCGAAGCUCUUUCUCCAGGAAAUUCAUCCUGCCUGUGUGCAAAUGGAAGGAAAACCUUCAAAUGGACUCUGAUUCCCACUGUGCUUGGAGUUGUGAAUGUGACGGUGAGUGCAGAAGCAGAACAAUCACAGAUUUUGUGUGACAAUGAGAUUGUGAGUGUUCCAGAGAGAGGCCGCAUUGACACAGUUACACGAAGCCUGAUUGUACAGGCUGAAGGAACUGAAAUGAUGAAGAGUCAGAGCUGGUUAUUAUGCCCCCAAGGGAACAGUGUUUUAAAGGAGUUGAAGCUCAUUCUUCCUGAGAACGUAAUACAAGGUUCAGCACGAGCUUCGGUUUCAGUACUUGGAGACAUGCUUGGCCGUGCGUUGAAAAAUCUGGAUGGGCUGCUAAAGAUGCCAUAUGGUUGUGGAGAACAAAACAUUGCACUUCUUGCCCCCAAUAUCUACAUUCUACAGUAUCUAGAGAACACAGAGCAGCUCACAGCAGCGAUUCGUGAGAGGGCUACUGGUUUCCUUAAGAGUGGAUACCAGAGGCAACUUAACUAUAAACAUAUAAAUGGGGCAUAUAGUACAUUUGGCAGUGGAGAGGAGAACACAUGGUUAACUGCUUUUGUCUUGAGGACGUUUGGCAAAGCACAACGUUACAUCUUUAUUGAUCCAGAAAUCAUUAACAGUGCAAAGAAAUGGCUGAUAAGUAUGCAGAGAUCUGAUGGCUGUUUACAAUUACAGGGAAGUCUCUUUAAUAACCAAAUGAAGGGUGGUGUGAAUGAUGGUGUGACCAUUACUGCUUAUAUCGUUGCAUCAUUUCUUGAAUUUGGCAUUACAGUGCAGGAUCCUGUUGUAAAUAAUGGACUGUUGUGCUUAAAAUCUUCUGUUGAUAAAAUGGAGAACACCUACACAACUGCGCUGUUGGCCUACACUUUUAGUCUAGCUGGAGAGAAUCAAAUUCGGGAGCAGCUACUGAAAAAGUUGGAUAAUGUCGCAGCUCGAGAAGCUGGUCGUCUUCACUGGUCUCAGUCGGCAUCAGAUGACUCCGGUGCAUUGUCAGUGGAAAUCAGUUCCUACGUGCUGUUAGCAGUUCUCACCACAGGUAAUCUCACUGCUGCUGAUUUGGGAUAUGCUAAUAGGAUAGUCAGCUGGCUGGUAAAGCAGCAAAAUCCUUUUGGAGGCUUUUCAUCUACUCAGGACACAGUUGUGGCCCUCCAGGCUCUGGCGCUUUACUCCACUAAGGUGUUCAGCUCAGACGGCUCUAGCACAGUAACUGUAACAUCAGCAGAUGGAGACAGUCACAACUUUGAUGUGAACCAGAACAACAAGUUAUUGUACCAAGAAAGAUCACUGCAGGAUGUUCCUGGGAAAUACAGCAUUGAUGUAAAGGGCUCCACCUGUGUGUCAGUGCAGACAGCACUUUUCUACAAUGUCCCCACACCUUCUGAAACCAGUACACUGAGCAUCACGACUUCAACUGAGGGAAGCUACAAAAAAUUACUUGGAGAGAAUCUGUUACUCAAGUUCAAAGUCGCAUAUUCUGGGACACUUGAAAGCACUAACAUGAUCAUUGUGGACAUAAAACUCUUAUCAGGGUUCACAGCAGAUCCCGGUGAGCUAAAAAAGGGCACUUUGGUAGAACGAGUUGAUUCCAAAGACGACCAUCUUGUCAUGUAUAUCAAAGAGCUCCAAAGGAAUACUCCUAUCACCUAUUGUCUGAACAUGAAACAGGUACUUCCUGUCAAGAAUUUAAAGUCGGCUGUGAUAAAAAUUUAUGAUUACUACCAAACAAGUGACCACUUUGAGACGGAGUACACCGGUGUCAAUGAUUAUUCCCUUCACUCCCAGGUCUCGGAGCAUAUGCUGACUUGCAGUGCUACAGCGUAGUGCAGUGUAUUUUCUGUUUAUGUAGCCAUGCUUUUGUUUAGUCUUUGUCUUCACAUUUGUUAAUUUCCUCACUUGGUCAAAUUGUCCACAGCUGUUUUGAGUAUUUGAGUCAUAAAAUACCCAAUGUUUCCAUAUUCAGAUGGCAAAGUAUUGUUCAGUGUUUGGCGCUGGUCUUUACUAAGCCGUUCAUCCUUGUAUUUGUUUUUAUUUUGCCUCAUUCAUGUUAUUUGCUGAUCGCCUGACUCAUUCUUGUAUUAUGUUUUUUAUUUUGGACACUGAAUUUGAACUUGUCUGCUUGUUUUGUAAAUAUAUUUUAGCAUUUAAAUGUCCUUUUUAUACAACACAAAUAUGCCUUGUCAGAUAUCACAUAUGCACUGUCUAUAUGUUGUGUGAUGCUUUUAUUUUCUUACUUAUAUGUUAUAUUUGCAGUUUCUCACAUUAUGAUAGUAGCAGUAUAAUUUGAACAUUCUUUUUUCAGUGUUAUCCUUUAGCACAGAUGUUGGGACUCCCAGCUGAAAAUGCCCUACCUAACUUUAAAUGUUAACAGUUCCUGUUAAAAGUGGGCUACAUACAAUUUAAACAUCAUUAAAAAAAACACUUUGA